UUAAACAUGACAAUAACCACACCCUCUCUCCUUUUCUCUCUGCAACUCAAUUGGAAAUACGAAUUCUAAAUUUCUGUUCCUUAUUUUCUACGAACUCCUCUUUUGUCAAUAUUACACCACCUUAGCAGUUUCAAAGAAUAAGCAUAAAUAUUGAAUCAUAUACCCCCACCGAGAGGUCCUGAUACUAAUGCAAGUUGUUAUACCCCGCUGUUCUUGGGAUUUAUUAAUACAUAAGACAUAUUUGGAUGUCAGACCGAGAGCCACCAAGAGAUGGAGGUGGCGGAGGCGGCCCGACGGAAAAGAUUGAUCAAAAAGAAAGAAAGUGCCAUUCCUGCGGCAAAAAGGGCAAAAAAGUUUCCAUUUUUGGGUUCGGGAAAGGCAAGAAGCUGCUGCAACAGAGGAGGAAGCAUAAGGGCAGUUCUGUAAAUUCUGGGUGUUGGGCGAAAAGUGGAGGUGGGGGUGUCUUGUGCUUCAAGCAACCGCGGGCUAUGGAUUCCUCGGUUAUAAGAUAUUUGGUACAGAGAUUGAUUGACCAUCUACUCCUGACUUGGUCUAAGAGAAGAUUUUGGGUACCAAAUUUUAGCAUAUACUCUUCAAAUAUUACAAAAUAAGCGUGUGAUAUUCUGUACAAAUUGUCAAGCUUUACUAGGUUGAGCUUUGAUUUCUUCUAAAAUUAUUUUAAAGAAUUGUUGAAAUUUGUAUGCCUGGGAUUCGUGUCUUAUCUCCUGGAAUCAUGUUGAGAGGCGCCAGAAGGUGUGGAAAAUCUUCACACAAGAGUCGACCUCUUUUGCCUCUAGGCCAAUGUUGCCAGAAGUCGAAUGCUGGAUCAGUAAAACCUGAAAGGAAGAUCAAAUUGAGUUGGUUUUGGAUACUUGGAAGGAAAAUAUUUAUGUUCGUGGACAGCACCUUCAGAAUUCGCAUAUAGUUAUGAAAUGUAUCUGCCGAGUGCAUUGUAUGCUGGAUUUCGGUCAUUUUUUUUAUGUGAUCGAACUGGAUUGCUGAAUCCGUUAUAUUUUUUAAGAUUUCAGAAUCCUUUCAUGGACGAGAAAUCUUGAUUCGAAUUUUAUUCUCUUCUAGUCUGGUUUUAUAUUGAUUAAGUUACAACGUAUAUGUGUUAACUUCUAAUAUAAAACACUAGCGUUUGGUGUUCGGUAUUUUUUCUCAUAUCACUCAACUAGAAAAUAUAUUAUCGCUGGAAGUGAAGUUUCUUUGUUUCUGUUUC
Olea europaea var. sylvestris is the source of this 1222-nucleotide messenger RNA. RefSeq lists its product as uncharacterized. The record is from RefSeq and is a predicted model, not a curated record. The transcript is spliced from 2 exons. Lineage: Eukaryota; Viridiplantae; Streptophyta; Magnoliopsida; Lamiales; Oleaceae. Bases 246 to 611 code for a protein of 121 amino acids.